Molecule: messenger RNA, 135 nt
Organism: Nymphaea colorata (pocket water lily)
Lineage: Eukaryota; Viridiplantae; Streptophyta; Magnoliopsida; Nymphaeales; Nymphaeaceae
Product: small polypeptide DEVIL 4-like
Exons: 1
Coding region: 1-135 (44 amino acids)
Biological process (GO): negative regulation of cell population proliferation
Source: RefSeq, a predicted model, not a curated record
AUGAAGAUGGGAGCGGUUGGCUCGCCAAGGAGAAGGUUUUCCGGCAGAGGAUUAGGGUUAUCUCUCCGGGAGCGGAGAACCAGGCUUUAUAUAAUCCGGCGAUGCAUCAUCAUUCUCCUGUGUUGGCACGACUAA